Molecule: messenger RNA, 881 nt
Organism: Cryptomeria japonica (Japanese cedar)
Lineage: Eukaryota; Viridiplantae; Streptophyta; Pinopsida; Cupressales; Cupressaceae
Product: chitinase 6-like
Exons: 3
Coding region: 6-845 (279 amino acids)
Biological process (GO): carbohydrate metabolic process; chitin catabolic process; cell wall macromolecule catabolic process
Molecular function (GO): chitinase activity; chitin binding
Source: RefSeq, a predicted model, not a curated record
AAGAGAUGGAGAGUGAAAGAAAAGCAAUGUUGAUGUUGGUUUUUGCAGUGGGAGCUGCUGUUCUGGUUGGGAGUGUUUCUGCACAGAAUUGUGGGUGUUUGAGCAAUUUGUGCUGCAGCAAGUGGGGAUACUGCGGUACUGGAGAUGAUUACUGCGGCACUAGCUGCAAAGAAGGGCCAUGUACCACCACCCCCACUCCCUCCACUCCCUCCACUGGCGGUGCUGUCUCCUCCAUCAUCAGCAAGGAUUUCUUUGACGCCAUUCUCAACGCUGCAGACAGCUCCUGUGCUGGAAAGAGCUUCUACACAUACGAUGGCUUCAUCCAGGCUGCCAACGCCUACUCUGGCUUCCGCACCACAGGAUCUUCUGACGACGCCAAGAGAGAACUCGCUGCCUUCUUCGCCCAUGUCACACACGAGACUAGAUCUUUCUGUUACAUUGAAGAGAUCGAUGGCGCAUCCAAAAAUUACUACGAUGAAACCAACACUCAGUAUCCAUGUGCUGCGGGCAAAGGCUACUUCGGCCGGGGACCCAUCCAGCUAUCCUGGAACUUCAACUACGGUCCAGCGGGAAACGACAUUGGGUUCGACGGAUUGAAUGAGCCGGAGAAAGUAGCGCAAGAUGUCGCCAUUUCGUUCAAGACAGCAGUUUGGUUUUGGAUGAAACAGAGCAACUGCCAUAGCGCCAUCACCUCUGGACAGGGAUUCGGUGCUACAAUCCAAGCUGUGAAUGGCGCCAUCGAGUGUAACGGUGGCAGACCAGACAUCGUCAAUAAGCGUAUAGGUUACUACAAAAAUUACUGCGAGAAGUUGGGAGUAGAUCCAGGCUCCAACCUCUCCUGCUAACUUUACAUCACCUCAGCUCACAUCUGUCAAUAUACA